GCACCAGGAAGCGGCCGUGGACCGGGUUAGCAGCCUCCGCUGCUGCUGCAGCCCGGCGUUCACCCGGCCUGAUUCCCAGCCCUGCGCCGCUGGCGCGGCCGCACGCUGGCGACCUUCCCCGGGGUCCCCGCCAUGGGCGGGGAGGACUACUACCUGGAGCUGUGCGAGCGGCCGGUGCAGUUCGAGAAGGCCAACCCGGUCAACUGUGUCUUCUUCGAUGAGGCCAACAAGCAGGUUUUUGCUGUUAGGUCUGGCGGAGCUACUGGAGUGGUGGUUAAAGGCCCCGACGAUAGGCAUCCCAUCUCAUUUAGAAUGGAUGAUAAAGGAGAAGUGAAGUGCAUUAAGUUUUCCUUAGAAAAUAAGAUACUGGCUGUCCAGAGGACCGCGAAGACUGUGGACUUCUGUAAUUUUAUCCCUGAUAACUCUCAGCUGGAAUACACACAAGAGUGCAAGACCAAGAAUGCCAACAUACUAGGAUUCUGCUGGACCAGUUCCACUGAAAUCGUCUUCAUAACAGACCAAGGAAUUGAAUUUUACCAGGUAUUGCCUGAGAAACGGAGUCUGAAACUCUUGAAGAGCCACAACAUCAAUGUGAACUGGUACACUUACUGUCCUGAGAGUACGGUGAUUCUGCUGUCCACCACCGUGCUCGAGAAUGUUCUUCAGCCUUUUUAUUUUAGGGCUGGCACCAUGUCGAAACUGCCCAAGUUUGAGAUUGAAUUACCAGCUGCACCGAAGUCAACUAAGUCUGGCCUUUCAGAGCGGGAUGUUGCCAUGGCCACCAUAUAUGGGCAGCUUUACGUUCUCUUCCUGCGGCAUCAUUCCCGGACCUCCAACAGUACAGGAGCGGAAGUGGUCUUGUAUCAUCUACCACGAGAGGGUGCGUGUAAGAAGAUGCACAUAUUGAAGUUAAAUAGGACGGGAAAGUUUGCCCUCAAUGUGGUGGACAACCUGGUAGUUGUCCACCAUCAGGACACAGAGACAUCGGUAAUAUUUGACAUCAAGUUGCGGGGAGAGUUUGAUGGCAGCAUUACCUUCCAUCACCCUGUGCUUCCAGCUCGAUCAAUUCAGCCCUAUCAGAUCCCCAUGGCAGGUCCUGCUGCUGUGACAAGCCAGUCUCCUGUUCCGUGUAAACUCUAUUCUUCAUCUUGGAUUGUCUUUCAACCUGACAUCAUUAUCAGUGCAAGCCAAGGUUACCUCUGGAACCUCCAGGUGAAACUUCAGCCCAUAGUAAAUCUUUUGCCGGAUAAAGGAAAGUUGAUGGACUUCCUCCUCCAGAGGAAGGAGUGCAAGAUGGUCAUUCUGUCUGUGUGUUCACAGAUGCUGAGUGAGUCAGACAGAGCCACGCUGCCUGUGAUAGCCACUGUUUUUGAUAAACUCAACCACGAAUAUAAAAAGUACUUGGACGCUGAGCAAAGUUACACAAUGGCAAUAGAAGCAGGGCAAAGCCGGAGCAAUCCACCUCUCAGAAGGCCGGUGCGGACACAGGCUGUGGUGGAUCAGUCAGACGUGUACACCCAUGUGCUGUCGCCAUUCGUGGAAAACAAGGAGAUGCCGCAUAAGUUUGUGAUAGCUGUGCUAAUGGAAUAUAUUCGCUCUCUGAACCAAUUUCAGAUUUCAGUGCAGCAUUACUUACAUGAACUUGUCAUCAAAACGCUUGUCCAGCACAAUCUGUUUUACAUGCUCCACCAGUUUCUGCAGUACCAUGUGCUCAGUGACUCCAAGCCUCUGGCUUGCCUGUUGCUGUCCUUAGAAAGCGUCUAUCCUCCAGCCCACCAGUUAUCUCUGGACAUGCUGAAGCGACUCUCAACAGCCAAUGAUGAGAUCGUAGAAGUUCUUCUGUCCAAACACCAGGUGUUGGCGGCCCUAAGGUUCAUCCGGGGCAUUGGUGGCCAUGACAACAUCUCUGCCCGGAAAUUCCUAGAUGCUGCCAAGCAGACAGAAGACCACAUGCUCUUCUAUACCAUAUUCCGUUUUUUUGAGCAGCGAAACCAGCGUUUGCGGGGGAGCCCAUAUUUCACACCCGGAGAACACUGUGAAGAACAUGUUGCUUUUUUCAAACAGAUUUUUGGAGACCAAGCUCUAAUGAGACCUACAACAUUCUGAAAUCCCUUGCUAGUUUUUUUAAAAUAUAAAAAUGUAUAUAAAGUUAAUUUAUUGCAUUAAUAAAGCUCUUUAAACUACAAAAUGUUGUAAAAUAAAGUACCUACAACACCCU
Messenger RNA from Nannospalax galili (Upper Galilee mountains blind mole rat), 2218 nucleotides. RefSeq names its product regulator of MON1-CCZ1 (gene Rmc1). Gene Ontology annotation, cellular component: lysosomal membrane; Mon1-Ccz1 complex; late endosome membrane. The transcript has 20 exons. Gene Ontology annotation, molecular function: protein binding. Gene Ontology annotation, biological process: regulation of autophagy. The record is from RefSeq and is a predicted model, not a curated record. The coding region runs from base 133 to 2106 and encodes 657 amino acids. Lineage: Eukaryota; Metazoa; Chordata; Mammalia; Rodentia; Spalacidae.